Molecule: messenger RNA, 3197 nt
Organism: Colletes gigas
Lineage: Eukaryota; Metazoa; Arthropoda; Insecta; Hymenoptera; Colletidae
Exons: 9
Coding region: 218-1675 (485 amino acids)
Biological process (GO): regulation of transcription by RNA polymerase II
Cellular component (GO): nucleus
Molecular function (GO): DNA binding; protein binding
Source: RefSeq, a predicted model, not a curated record
UCCUGCAAGAAAAAAAUACAGAAAGAUAUACUCGAAAAGUCGAAGUGUGUGACGAAGAAAGAACAGCGUUGCCGCCAGUAAGAAAGAGAAAGAGGGAGAGGGAUAGAAAUAGAAGAAGGUGAAAGUAAAAGAGAGACGGCUAGAGGGUGGGUGGUGGGGGGCUCUUAGGUUAAGAGUGAGGGAGACAGAGGAGGUCGAAGGGAGUCGAGCGAGGAGAAUGACGGAUAGCCAGCAGCAGUUUUGCUUGCGUUGGAACAACUUUCAAGCUAAUAUCACCAGCCAAUUCGAGGCCCUCAGGAAUGACGAGGACUUUGUUGAUGUCACCUUCGCCUGCGAUGGUAGGCGUCUCCAGGCGCACAAGGUUGUCCUCUCCGCGUGCAGCCCUUACUUCAAGGAGUUGUUCAAGACGAAUCCAUGCAAGCAUCCAAUAAUAUUUAUGCGUGAUGUGGAGUUUGAACAUCUACAGUCACUUUUGGAGUUCAUGUAUGCUGGAGAGGUAAACAUAUCUCAAGCAGAAUUGCCUACAUUUCUACGUACUGCUGAGUCUCUGCAAAUCCGUGGACUUACCGACUCUCAAAAUAUUCAGCACAACAACGAAAAGCAUUUGAAAAGAAGUAACAUAUAUGCAUCAAAUGGUCAUGGGCUGAUCUCACCAAGUUUGGAGGAGGACCACAGUAAAACAUCACCAGCCUCGAGUCCUCCACCACUGAAAAGGCUGUGCAAACGAAGUGAUUCGCCACAAAUAUCUAGUCCUGUACCAGCUGCGGUGGCCUGUACAACUGGACCACCAUGCACACGGCCAUUAAUCGAGCCACAAGUUCAGCUCGACUGUUACAAAGAUCUCGAUAAUGUUGAGCCAAAAAUAGAAUUACCAGAGUAUGGAAGCGACGAUGACUGUUCUCCAAAGCAGGAGGUUAACACACUGCCAAGUGGUUUCCUUAGUCUUGAUGGUGGCAUGGAAGUUUUGCCAUCAUAUCCACCUUCUUACCAAGGAGGAGGAGGAGGAGGGGCAGGCGGAGGAGGCGGUGGCGGGGGUGGUGGACCAUUAGAAGGUGGACUGCCAGGGCCAUCUCAUACUAGCAAUACGGAGCUAAAUCAAGAGCAACAAGGUCGAAGGGUACGUCGCGGCAGGCCGCGACUUGGAACGAAGGGUGGAAAACAUGGGUCCCCAUCUGUGCAGGGUAACUCACCGUCAAGGAGCGAAUGGCUACCCUUAGAUAUGAGGACUACACCUCCUGCUGCAAUGCCUGCUUUCCGUGGAUUCGAGGAAUCCUCUUCAGAUGGCGUGGUACACUUGGGAGAAGGAAUAGCAGUUUGCGAGGAACAACUGAGGGCUGUGAAAUGGAGCGAUUACAGGAAAUUGACACGUGGUCUAGCAGCAAUUCUGUUCAGCCCCACCGAGCUGGCCACCUGCUCGGUUACAGGACAACGAUGGAGCCGUGCUGGAACUGCUACCGAAAGACCAGUGAAACCUGCGUUAGAUAAAGCCAAAGUACAGGCCAUCAUAUCUUACGUAACAUCGAGAUUUCCCACUGUCGACGUGAGCAGCGUGAAACAAGUGUUGGCUUACAAGUGCAAGGAGAACUCGACGGCACUUAAGAUGAAGUCUAUUAGAUACAUUUGCGAGAGACAGGAAACAGAAAGAUCACCGAGAGCAAAUCCGGAGGAUAAGUGAGAGGAAGUAGGGGUGCGUUGAACGUGCAACUUCGGACAUUUGAAGAACUUCGGAGCGUUCAUUUGACUGUAAGGACUCCUUGGAACGAAACCUUCCUGCUUCACCCUAUCUCGACCGUCGACGCAUUGAUCUUACUUUCUUCGAUUAAGUUGAUCCAUGGCUUAAUCUGGCCCAUGAUUUAUGGGUAUUUGAUAAUACCUAGUAGGCGAAGUUACUUGAAGGAUUCAGCUGGUAAACUCCAAAAACAUGACCCGGGGCCGUUGGCAAAUUUAAUUAUUUUGAGGAUCGAUUACCCUUUCAUUGAGAUGACGUCGAAGCUAAUUUUAGGAUCAAAGUAUUUAUAAGGUUAAUUCGUUAAUUACGUUAAGCUUCGAAAUCACACUAGCACGUGCACGAGAAGGUGCAGCAAUUAUUGCCAACUAAAUGUCAUUGAAACAACGGUGGGUGGUUGUAUGCUUAAGUGCUCUUGAGAUACAAUGGUUACCUUUACUUUUUAAAUCGAAUAACACGUGUUUCUAUUCCUGUUGUAAUACGGAUUCCCUUGGACCGUGGUGUUUUUGUUUCUAUAGCGUUUUAACUAUUUUCUAUAGUUUCGGAGAUAUUUAGGUAGCAGUAGUUGCCUGGACCAGCCUGUAUUUCCUCCUCGAGAUUCGAGCAGGUACAUAAACUACUUAUUGCUUUUGGGACGAAGUUAUAAACCUUGAUUAACCGAUGAAAUUAUCUUUUGUACGAUCAGUAAUCGUUCGUUUAAUCUAAAUCGGUUUAAAAAAAAACACACACACAAUCGUGUAGGUCGUUCGACGUGAAUUCGGGUGAACAAGUGACCAAAAAUUUUGGGAGUAUUAAAUUGGUUCGUUAAAUUUGAAUUGAAACAGAAUUUAAAUCGAUCUAAACGUAGAACAAACGUAAUUAUGCCGAAUAUAAACUAUAGGGAAAUAACAUAAUUUCGAAAAGCUAUGUAUAAAUGGUAUCUAAUUCGAAAGCAAAAAAAAUUACAACGAGCAAGAGAAAAUGAAUGCUCUUCGAGUAAACAUCCGCGAGACGGAUUGAAUCGAAUUAUUUCAAGAUUUGCGAAAAUCGUGAAAAACGUUAAUAAUAAAAUGUGAGCAGAUGUAGCGCUAGCAACCCCUUAGAAAGACAUCGGACGAGGCAAUUAGGAUAUCGAAACAAAUUGAAUUUAUGCCUGAUUAAUUCCUAAUUAUCUUUAUUUCUAAGGAGAACUAAUACAAUCCAUGUUUUCUUUUUCUAAUAAUGCGACGUUCACGUCUGCAUAACUUUUAAAAUAAUUUUACUAGUUCGUUGCUUAUUUAUCGUCGCAACAACGGCGAUCGUAUUAGAAAUUAAAUAACGAAAGAAGAAAAACAAAAGCAAAGCUACCGGGAUACAAGGGUAGUCAAUUUCGUAUAGAUAAACGCCUAAGGUUUAAACAAAUAAAUAGACAAAUGAACCGAAGAAUUAAUGAAAUGAAGAAAAAUAUAAAUAUAAAUAAAUAAAUGAAUUUAUAUAUGUAUACGUAUAUGUA